AUGACUGCCUGCUUUACAAAAUCUUUGAGCAAGCUUAUAUAUAUAUCUAUCUAUCUUUCAGAGCAAGCUCAUAUCUAUACAUCUAUCACAGUGAGCUCAUAUCUAUCCAUCUAUCUAUACAUCUAUCACAAGCAAUCUCAUAUCAUACAUCUAUACAUCUAUCUUUCUAUCUUAGCAAGCUCAUCCCUCUAUCUUUCAUCUAUCAUACAUCUAUCUUCUUCAGAGCAAGCUCAUAUCUAUCUAUCUUUCAGAGCAAGCUCAUAUCUAUCUAUCUUUCAGAGCAAGCUCAUAUCUGUCCAUCUCUCUUUCAGAGCAAGCUUAUAUAUAUAUCUAUCUUUCAGAGCAAUCUCAUAUCUAUACAUCUAUCACAGUGAGCUCAUAUCUAUCCAUCUAUCUUACACAGCAAGUUCAUAUCUAUCCCUCUAUCUUUCAGAGCAAGCUCAUAUCUAUACAUCUAUCUUUCAGAGCAAGCUCAUAUCUAUACAUCUAUCAUUCAGAACAAGAUCAUAUCUAUCCAUCUAUAUUUCAGAGCAAGCUCAUAUCUAUCAAUCUAUCUUACACAGCGAGCUCAUAUCUAUCCCUCUAUCUUUCAGAGCAAGCUCAUAUCUAUACAUCUAUCUUUCAGAGCAAGCUCAUAUCUAUACAUCUAUCAUUCAGAACAAGAUCAUAUCUAUCCAUCUAUAUUUCAGUGAAGCUCAUAUCUAUCAAUCUAUCUUACACAGCAAGUUCAUAUCUAUCCCUCUAUCUUUCAGAGCAAGCUCAAUCUAUACAUCUAUCUUUCAGAGCAAGCUCAUAUCUAUACAUCUAUCAUUCAGAACAAGCUCUAUCCAUCUAUAUUUCACAUCUAUCUUUCAAUCUAUCUUAAGCUCUCAUAUCUAUCCCUAUCUUUCAGAGCAAGCUCAUAUCUAUCCUCUCUUUCAGAGCAAGCUCAUAUCUAUAUCUAUCAUUCAGAACAAGAUCAUCUAUCCAUCUAUAUUUCAGAAGAGCAAACUCAUAUCUAUCCAUCUUUCAGAGCAAGCUCAAUCUCUCAUUAUCUAUCCCUCUAUCUUUCAGAGCAAGCUCAUAUCUAUACAUCUAUCUUUCAGAGCAAGCUCAUAUCUAUACAUCUAUCAUUCAGAACAAGAUCAUAUCUAUCCAUCUAUAUUUCAGAGCAAGCUCAUAUCUAUCAAUCUAUCUUCUAUCAAUCUAUCUUUCAGAGCAAACUCAUAUCUAUCCAUCUUUCUUCAUAUCUAUACAUCUCUCAUUCAAAAAAUCAUAUCUAUCCCUCUAUCUUUCAGAGCAAGCUCAUAUCUAUCCAUCUUCUUUCAGAGCAAGCUCAUAUCUAUACAUCUAUCAUUCAAAAAGAUCAUAUCUAUCCAUCUAUCUUUCAGAGCAAGCUCAUAUCUAUCAAUCUAUCUUAUCUAUCUUUCUAUCUUUCAGAGCAAACUCAUAUCUAUCCAUCUUUCAUCAAGCUUAUCUAUAGAUAGCAUUCAAAGAUCAUAUCUAUCCCUUUGCUUUGAACUCAUAUCUUUCAUAGCAAGUUCAUAUUUAUCUUAUCAUUCAGAACAAGAUCAUAUCUAUCCAUCUAUCUUUCAGAGCAAGCAAUCUAUCAAUCUAUCUUAUCCCUAUCAAUCUAUCUUUCAGAGCAAACUCAUAUCUAUCCAUCUUUCAGAGCAAGCUCAUAUCUAUCCUCUCAUUCAAAAGAUCAUAUCUAUCCCUUUCUUUCAGAGCAAGCUCAUAUCUAUCUAUCUAUCUUUCAGAGAAAGCUUAUAUCUUUUGCAUCCAUCUAUCUUUCAUAGCAAGCUAUCUUUCUGUCCAUCUAUCUAUCCAUCAUCUUACAAGUUCAUAUCUAUCCCUCUAUCUUUCAGAGCAAGCUCCUAUCUAUACAUCUAUCUUUCAGAGCAAGCUCAUAUCUAUCUAUCUUUCAGAGCAAGCUCAUAUCUGUCCAUCUAUCUUUCAGAGCAAGCUCAUAUCUCAAACACAUAUCUAUUUUUCCCAGUUAAGACAGCUCUAUCUCAGUUCAUAUAUGUCUCAGUUUGCUCAUAUCUAUCCUUCUCAUGA
Molecule: messenger RNA, 2040 nt
Organism: Acanthosepion pharaonis
Lineage: Eukaryota; Metazoa; Mollusca; Cephalopoda; Sepiida; Sepiidae
Source: the annotation of a GenBank genome assembly